Pectinophora gossypiella (pink bollworm) is the source of this 5548-nucleotide messenger RNA. Its product is annotated as dual specificity protein kinase splB-like. NCBI's taxonomy places the organism in Eukaryota, Metazoa, Arthropoda, Insecta, Lepidoptera, Gelechiidae. The coding region runs from base 256 to 4389 and encodes 1377 amino acids. Gene Ontology annotation, molecular function: transmembrane receptor protein tyrosine kinase activity; ATP binding. Gene Ontology annotation, cellular component: signaling receptor complex. Gene Ontology annotation, biological process: multicellular organism development; protein phosphorylation; cell surface receptor protein tyrosine kinase signaling pathway. The transcript is spliced from 8 exons. The record is from RefSeq and is a predicted model, not a curated record.
UGCCUUCCCAGCCAACCGCGCGACGGACGUGUUACCAACUUAUCAACAACGCGAAUUUCGAUAAACUUUUCGAAUUUCAAAUAACCGCGUUUCAAGUGUUUUAUAAUUUCUGUGAUGGAAUGUGUUUACGGUUCAGUAUUUAACAGUGUAUGUGCGCGCCUAAAUAUCGUUGAAUGUUAAUUUGUAUUUUUGCAAUCGUCGAAAAUGUGACUGUUGGCUCAACUCGUCAACAUGGCUUAUUGUGACUGAGUAUAGAUGUUUGUGAAAAUGCGGGAGUUUAUAAGGAUUUCCCUGGUGUGUUUGUGUGCGGUGUUGCUGAUCCACGUAACGCUAUGUGAGGAUGUUUCGGGGGAGGCAGACGAUGUGACGGACGACAGGAAGGAUGGGAAAACUGGAGUCUUGACAGGUGGUGUUCGGCGUACGACCACCCAGAGCAAUGCGAACGCGACGCGAGACUCGCAGCUGCUGUCAGUACUGGCUGCCAGAAGACGACAACUGCUUAGCGGGCGGCUCGCCACACACAUCAACACACUCGCUACCCUAGCCCAUAAGCCUAACAAAGGCAACACCACAUUCGCCCAGUUGGAGAUCCGAGACUCAAACAGCUCACUGGUCAAACGGAUCACAUUCGACAAUGGCAGCAACGAAGCGGCGCCGUCUCUAAGACUUGUCACUACCGAUGGAAAUAAGGAAAUUCAUCAAAAUGUCAAACCGCACGAGAUCAGACACCUCUUUAUCCCUAAAAUAUACCAAGAAAACAAAAACAGAUCUGGCUUCGUCAGCAAUAGAAGAAAAGACACAAAAAGCCUACCGAACAUUGAAUCAGCUACUGAAGUAGUAUACAUCCCACCUGAAAAACUUGAAGGACUCGAAAAAGAAGUAGAAUUAGAUCCAGAAGAAGAGUUUCAAGUCGAUGAAUCAAAUCAUGGACUGUACUUACUGAACUAUUCGGACACUGAAAAUGUGACGCAAAGUUCUAAUUUAAAUAAAACAACCACGGACAGUAAUGAUAAUAAAGAGAGGACAGUAGAUGUUGAGAGUUUUACUCCCACUAGCAAUGCUUCCAAAGAAAUUGUAAGUACCACCACUACCAGCACAACCAUCAAACCAGCUGAAAAUAAUCAAGUAAACAACACAGAUCGCAAUAUGAAUACAAACAGCACAGAAACCAAGAACACUAAACUAGUUAAGGUCGAAAAUGAGGCUAAAGAAAAUCACACAUUAUUUAUGUCUGACGAGAUUUACAACCACUUUAGACCUCUAGAGACCGAGCUACCAGUAGAAGAUAUGGCACCGUUUUUAUUCUUUGGUCAGAAAAUUGGAGGUCCAGUCAUUAGUGAUAAUUUGACAAAUUCACCUUCUCUUUCGGCUUCAACAAAAUCAGUUAAUUAUAUUGUUGCCCCACUGGAGAAAAGAAAAUUUAACUCGAGAUAUUCUGCUACUGAAAAGUAUAGGAACACAAGCGCUGAAGAAGAAGAAAUUAAUGAAGACAUGGAUGUUUCAGUGGUCAAGAACGUCAUAGAAAAGAACAAGAUUAGAAAUACUGUUAAAGGCCCUGCACCCGCUAGACAUGUAGGUUUAGUCAAUGCUUAUAGAAAACACACAAGUACGACCCAAUUACCAUCGAAAUCACUUAAUAUUGGGCAAAUGAAUGUCACGGAACCAAUAGUGCAGAAUGUCACACCGAGCACUGUAGAUAAGAACAGAAACAAUCGAACGAUCAGUACUAACGCGACUACCGAGGCUUUAAAUAGAACUGUUACUGGGAAUACAACAUUACAGCGAGAUAAUAAUAAUAGCAAUUUAAGGACGAAUAAUAAUAAUACUACAACCCCAAGAAAUUAUACCAGAAGCUAUUUCAAUCUCCGGCGACGACCUUCAAGAUUGAGUGCAGCAUCUAGUACUGAAAAUAUCCCUUUUACUGUCAUAGUAAAUACUACAACUGAGAAAGCUUCUACCGUAUUCACAGCUGUAGUUACAUCUGUAUCAAUAACUUCUUCAAUGAAGGGACAAAAUAAAACUGAUGGAUUAGGUAAAGAUUCUAGUAACAGUACAGUAACAAAUGGAACUUUGCCUGAAGUAAAUGCGGCUACGGAUUCAACUACGCUAAAGGUUAUUCAGCUGAAUAAUACAUUACCAGAAACAAUAACAACAACUACAUCAUUACCACCGGUAUCACGUUCGUAUAAACAUAGGAUUCGUAUCCGUACUACAACAACCGAAAGUACUUUAAAUCAACCUAAUCCUUUCCAUAAAACGACUGAAACUCCAUUAACCAGUGAAUCUACGAAAAAUGUAAACGAUUUAAAGAACGAAGCUACAACUUCCAGAAUAUCUGAAAGGUUGGCUAAUUUAUUUAAACAGGAAUACGAAAAUACAACAACUGGUGGUCCGAUAAGGCCGAAAAAUAUUUUGAAGAGACGUCGUCCUACAACAACUACCACUACUAGCACAACCACGACUUCGACAACAAGUGCCCCUGUACCAACAGUAGUUAGCGCUGUUUCUAAUGAAUAUACAACAGAAGUAACAACGCCAGUCAUCGAUCCAAUUAAUAUACCAAGUCCAAGUCCUACUUUAACCACUCAACCUACAGAAAGCACUGAAGGUUUCAAAGCUUUCAUAGUGACUUCGAGAACAUCAUCAGAAUCAAGCUCCAAACCAGUGUUGCUCCCUGCAAAUGCGUCUUCUAAUAGUGACAACAAAACUGUGGGAAAUUUCACAAGAGUAGAGGAUAGCAGCGAACCAACAUCGCAGAACGAAGAAGUGGUUAUAGAAGCUGAUAAAUCCUAUACAGCUUCUUACGUUUUAGCUGGACUUGGAUUCCUUCCGGUAAUGGCUAUCGUGGCGUUUGUGUUGAGGAAUAUUAUGAAUAAAAAGACCAAAGAAAUUGAUACGGAAUACGAAGGUUACUUCGAUGAUGGUGAGAUAAAGAAGGAGAAUCCUAUCACGCCGGUGGCUAGACCGCCGCUGCCGACUCCGACUAAGACAGAUCCGAAAUGGGAGUUCCCUAGAAACAAAUUGAGGCUACAAACUUUGUUGGGGCAAGGAAACUUCGGACAGGUGUGGAAAGCCGAGGCUGACGACCUGAACGGCCACGACGGCCUGACGCGGCUGGUGGCGGUAAAAAGCAUCAAGGAGACAGCCUCACAGAAGGAGAAGCAAGAGUUGCUCCAAGAGAUCUACAUCAUGCAGAAGAUUGGGACUCAUCCCAACGUGGUUACGCUACUCGCCUGCUGUACCGAACAAGAACCGUACCUCCUAAUAAUGGAGUACGUGAUGUGCGGCAAGUUGCUGACGUACCUGCGCGAGCGCCGCUCCCGGCCAGACCGCUUCAGCGGGAGCGGUGCGCUGACGUCACGAGACCUCACCGUUUUCGCGUACUGCGUCGCUAGGGGGAUGGACUAUAUUGCUUCCAAAGGGAUCGUCCACCGCGACUUGGCAGCCCGUAACGUCCUCGUGGACCACAAUAAGCUCUGCAAGAUCGCCGACUUCGGCAUGUCCCGGUGCGCUGGCAGUGGCGCUAGGACCUCCAGGGGAGCCCUACCUGUGCGGUGGAUGGCGCCCGAAGCCCUACUAUACAACGUCUACAGCCACCACACCGACGUGUGGGCUUUUGGGAUACUGCUGUGGGAGAUUGUUACACUCGGUUCAACGCCGUACGCUGCGAUGUCAGGCCGCGAGGUGCUGACAGCGGUGACAGAAGGCUACAGACUGGAGAGACCACCGCACUGCAAGCCCCAGCUGUACAGAGCCAUGCAUUCUUGCUGGCAUGCUGACCCGUCCCAAAGACCUACCUUCGCAGCCUUGAAGUCCCAACUCGCUGAACUUUUGGACAAUGAGCCUUCGGAAGGGAACUAUGUAGAUUUAGACUCGUUUUAUCAAGAGUCUUCUGUGUAUAGUGACCCGUCGGCCAUUAUCCAUGACGAUGAUGGGCUUUCUGCGGAGUAUGAUAGGGAGAGGAGGGUUUUUAGAGAAUUAAAUACAGGACCAGCGAAAUUCGAGAACCGAGCGUUCAGUCUCCGCGAUGAGGAGUUCCGAAACAAAUUUAGUAUUAGCACUCCGAGAAUGGGCGGCUUCGGCAUCCGAGACGUGCCCUUCAACGAGAGAAACUUCUCUGAUGGAGAGUUCAACGAACGCUCGUUCACCGAUAAGAACUUCAGUGAACGGAGUUUCACCGACAAAAAUUUCAACGACCCAAAUUUCACAGAACGGAAGGAUGGAAAACUGUCAACGUCCAGUUUCCACAGAGAAAGAGAGAGGGAGAAUCCCCUGGUCAGUAGGAACAGUUUCAACGGUUUCCCAAGAGUAGGAACUCGGGACAACCACUUCCAAAUGUCGCCAGAUGGCAGGAAUAAGAGAGUCUCAGAAUUUGAAUGCGACAUUUAAAUGGUACUGUUCAGUAAAAUUCGACUGAAAUUGUAGAUAUUUUUAAACCCCGAGACAUAUGGGGUGUUAGGUGUACGAAUGUGGUGAUUUGCCUAUUCGAUUUGAAACUUGAAUUCUUUGUAUUCGAUUUUGAAACGUCAUUAACAUAGGAUCUUUUCAAUAUCUGCGACGUUUUUUGAAGAAAGAAGGACAUAAAGGUGCCUAUUCGAACGGAGACAAACGUAACAAAUUUUCUCUUAUACUAGUGCCGUCUCUCAUUUAUAACACGAGCAAGAAAGAGAUGGAGCUAGUUUCAGUUCUGUCAAAUUAAGUUAGGUGGUUGCACAAAGCGGCAACAAUGUAGCCUUAUGUUCUGUUUACGGGGCAGAGUCCAGAGACCUUUAAGAUGAUGUCUGGUAUUCAAAUUGGAGUAGAAGAGUCCAGUUUUAGGUCAAAGAAGGGUAAAAUCAUGGCCCUCCGUGCAUUGUAGGUUUGCCAAACACUAGCACUGAAGAUUUCGUUUUAAUGCACGAAUCAUGUUUUUUGCCAAAUGUGUGAAAUCGUGAAUUUUACGUUCUUAAGUUUCGAUUUCAAUAGAUUUGAAAUCCUGUAACUUAGAACUUGUGUUAUUGUAAAUAAUAAAAUAUGUUAACUUAUGUCAGUAUUGUAUUUUAUGCCUUAGGGUGUUUGAUGUUUCCACUAUGAAAGUAAUAUUUUUGUAAAUAGAUAUAUUUUAUUGGUAGACGAACUGCAUUGAUGUAUAUUAUGAUGGAUUGUAAAUUUUUAUACGUAUGAUAGGUAAACACGGGAUUGUGAAGUGUAACAUUUGUGUAUUCCGUGCAAUCGUGUUUAUGAAUCUGAAUGUUUAGACUACUUUUUAUUUACUUACACACAAAAUAAAUAGAACUCUUUUUACUUAGUUUUAAAUUUGUUGGAUCAUAAAGGUGCUAAACACAUAAUCUAUUUUAUAUUAAAGUUGGUGUAAAUAUCUGUAAUAGUAAAGUUUUAUAACCACGUUGUAUGCACUAAAUGUAUAAUUUUCUUUUAUAAAAAUCUCAGUUCAACAUUAUUUUCUAGUCUAAAGAAAUGUAUGAUAGUAUUGGAUUGUUAGGAUCUGAAUUAUUGUUUAAGAUCGAAAGAUUUAUUUUAUUAUUGAAUUAUAGUGAUUUAUUAAAAUAAA